AACUUCAACUCCUCUCCAUUUUUUAAUCCUUUCUACCACAAAGCUCAUAAGCCAAGACCCAACAACACAAAUUUCCUUAUUUUUUCCUCAACUUUUUAGUCUCUCUUUCCUUUUCUUUUUCUCCAUUCCCCCAAUUACAAAUUGUUCCUCAAAUCUCCUAGUAUUUUCAUACAUCUUCUUGAGUUCUAAUACAACUCAUUUUUCUUGGUUCUUGAAGUGAGAAAAAGAGAGUAAAAAAAAGAGAGGAUUUUGGGAGUAUUAGUGAUGGUGACAAAGUUCAUUUUUUUCAUUUUAUUGUUUGUAUUCUUGUUUUUCUCUAAUUGUGUGGCUUCUGAAGGAUUUUAUAGUUUAAGAAAUGUGAAUUCUAGUGCUUCUGGCAUUGAAUUCCCUGAACAUCCAAGUUUCAAUGGUGUUUCUUCUUCUUCAAACUCAGAUUGCAACUAUGGUAUUUCUGAAAACUCAAAAACACAUUCAAUAGCUCAAGAACUAGAUGGGAUUGAUGGAGAAAAAGAUGAAGAUGUUUCCAUAGUUGGAAAUCAAGAAAGGGAAGCUGUUAAGUUUCAGUUAAGGCACAGAUCAGCUGGUAAAAAAAUUGAGGCUAAAGACUCAGUUUUUGGAGAUUUGAGUAGGAUUCAAACAUUGCAUACAAGGAUUAUAGAGAAGAAAAACCAAAACACCAUUUCAAGACUUGCAAAAAGUACUGAAAAACAUGUUGCUCCAGCUCCUGCUCAGGCUCCAAGUUCAUCAUCGUAUGAACUUUCAGGCAAGUUAAUGGCAACAUUGGAAUCAGGUGUAAGUCUUGGUUCAGGAGAGUAUUUCAUGGAUGUAUUUAUUGGUACACCUCCUAAGCAUUUCUCUUUGAUUCUUGAUACUGGUAGUGAUCUUAAUUGGAUUCAAUGUGUUCCUUGUUAUGAUUGUUUUGAACAAAAUGGACCCCAUUAUGAUCCUAAAGACUCUAGUUCUUUUAAGAAUAUAGGUUGUCAUGAUCCAAAGUGUCAACUUGUUACAUCUCCUAAUCCUCCACAACCUUGUAAGAAUGAAAACCAAACAUGCCCUUAUUACUAUUGGUAUGGUGAUAGCUCUAACACGACCGGUGAUUUCGCGUUAGAAACGUUUACUGUUAACCUAACGACCCCGAGUGGGAGUGAAUUUAGGAAGGUGGAAAAUGUGAUGUUUGGUUGUGGUCAUUGGAAUAGAGGGUUGUUUCAUGGUGCUGCUGGUUUGUUAGGUCUUGGAAGAGGGCCACUUUCAUUUGCUUCUCAACUUCAAUCUUUAUAUGGUCAUUCUUUUUCAUAUUGCCUUGUGGAUAGGAAUAGCAAUUCUAGUGUAAGUAGUAAGUUGAUUUUUGGCGAAGAUAAGGAUCUUUUGAAACACCCAGAGUUGAAUUUUACUUCAUUGGUUGGUGGUAGCAAAGAAAAUCCUGUGGAAACUUUCUACUAUGUACAGAUAAAAUCUGUUAUAGUUGGAGGAGAGGUACUGAAUAUACCAAAAGAGACAUGGGAUUUGUCUCCGGAAGGUGUUGGUGGUACGAUCAUCGAUUCAGGAACCACGUUGAGUUACUUCGCAGAACCGGCGUAUGAGAUUAUAAAGGAGGCAUUUGUCAAUAAAGUCAAGGGAUAUACUGUUGUACAAGAUUUUCCUAUUUUGAAUCCUUGUUACAAUGUGUCCGGAGUGAAGAACGUGGAAUUGCCUUCGUUUGGAAUUGUGUUUGAUGAUGGAGCUGUAUGGAAUUUCCCUGUAGAGAACUACUUCAUCAAACUCGAACCAGAGGAUAUCGUUUGUUUGGCAAUUUUAGGGACUCCUCGAUCUGCUAUGUCAAUAAUUGGAAACUAUCAACAGCAGAAUUUUCAUGUCUUAUAUGACACCAAGAGGUCCAGAUUGGGAUAUGCACCAACAAGAUGUGCUGAUGCUUGACCUUUUCUCUAGUAUUAUUGGGGUGGAAGGUGGGAAAAUUUGUACACAUUAGCGGGAUGGAAAAAAAUUGUGUUCAUUCUUUCCUGAAUUUUAAAAUAGUUCACAUAAAUUGUAGGUUAUACUAUAUUUUUUCCCUUAAUUUUUUUAUUUACUGUAGAUGAUUUUAUGUUGCUUGACACAAGCAGGCAACUGUGUAACAAAACUCUUAUGAGAGCUUUUCUCACAUUAUGAAAGUCUGAAUCCUUGCUUUUGAAGUUCAA
This is a messenger RNA of Lycium ferocissimum, 2174 nucleotides long. Its product is annotated as aspartic proteinase nepenthesin-2-like. NCBI's taxonomy places the organism in Eukaryota, Viridiplantae, Streptophyta, Magnoliopsida, Solanales, Solanaceae. Gene Ontology annotation, biological process: proteolysis. The coding region runs from base 265 to 1914 and encodes 549 amino acids. The record is from RefSeq and is a predicted model, not a curated record. The transcript has a single exon. Gene Ontology annotation, molecular function: aspartic-type endopeptidase activity.